Molecule: messenger RNA, 1254 nt
Organism: Blumeria graminis f. sp. triticale
Lineage: Eukaryota; Fungi; Ascomycota; Leotiomycetes; Helotiales; Erysiphaceae
Source: the annotation of a GenBank genome assembly
AUGAUUUUUCAUCUUCACAUCAGAGGAUUUUUCUGGAUAUUUUGGUAUUUUAAUUACGCCAAGGUUAUAUCACAGGUUCUGAAUUCCAACAACCUCGGGGAAACUAAUUAUGACUACGUUUGCGCUGGGAUAUACUACAAUGUUGAAGCCGUAAAGAAAAAACAUGAUAUAGCUUGCGAUAUGCUACAUAAUGCCAAACCAGAUCAAAUGUUUCCGUCACACUUGAAAGAGACUCAAAUCUUCGGCACAUAUUCUGAGGCUCUGUUCACAUGGCCGAUUACCUCUGAUAGUAUAACCUUGAAGAAUCCUAUUCCCCGAGAUGCUCGUAUUGUCAUCAAUCUGAGCUGCAAAUUCUUCGGUCUUAUAACUAAUGGAGAUAGUGGCCCUAAGAGAUGUACUGAAUUAUUAGCGAAUGAGGACGAGAUGAGCUCUGCUUCAAACUUAGAGGAAUUCAAGGGCUUCAAAUGUGGAGAUGUAAUAUUUGAAGAUUCAUAUCUAGAAAAAUCCCUAAUUGAGGCUAAUCGGGCAAAACCUAUCGACUCAUUCAAUCAUUAUCCUCGGACGCAUCAAUCGCAAAUAAUUGGCCACAAUCACCUAGAAUGGCCUAUAUUUAGACAAGAAAUUACAUUCAAACCAUCAGGAAAAAAUCCACUAUCACGAGACUAUUUUCUUGUUUUCUCGAAGAGUAAUCAACCUAUGAAAGUAGUCGAAGUUCAUAAAAAAAUAUACCAUGAAUGCAAGCGUUACAGGAGAACUAAAGUGACAUCCAUUAUCCCCUCAGGCUUUAUGAAUGCACCAGUAAGGGUACAUAAAGGAAUGGAUCAAACCUACAACUGCAAGGAUAUAAAUUUUGAAGACUACUAUAUUCAGUCCAAUAAAGAAAGGGCUACCUAUCUACAUGGCACUAACAGUCCCAGAAAAGGAAUGAAUGACAAGUAUCCCGGCUUAGUCAAGGGAAAUGGGAUAACUCUCGAAGGAAAAGUCUGGCAGUGGCCUCUUCGAAUUCCAGAGCAAAAGAAAAAAAAACUGUCACAUAAAACAAGCUACAUGCUAUUUUUUGAUGACUUGAAUAAUUUUUUGGGAACAUAUUAUCUAGAAAUGAACACCUUUCGAGACUGCCGAACAAGGAAAGAAUUAAAACAUUGCAAUAAGAGUUCAGACUUCUGUGGAAUUGAUUUAAACAAAGAUCUUCCAAAUUGCAAGCACUGUUGGAGUCUCAAAAAAGAUUGUUGCCAGUCUAAUGUACAAAAUUAA